This is a messenger RNA of Giardia duodenalis, 3573 nucleotides long. RefSeq lists its product as uncharacterized. NCBI's taxonomy places the organism in Eukaryota, Fornicata, Diplomonadida, Hexamitidae. The transcript has a single exon. The record is from RefSeq and is a predicted model, not a curated record. Bases 1 to 3573 code for a protein of 1190 amino acids.
AUGUCUGCCCCGCCUGAUUCUGCGUUUGCUACUAUACUCACCCCGACUGCGCUAGGCUCCAUCAACCAAGAGGUCCGUGACGCUAUUAUGGCCCUCCAGAGUGAGUUGGAGAGUGAAAGAGAACGGGCCAGGAAGUUCGAGAAUCAAGUUGCGGUCCUCUCUAGCAACGAUCCCAGUGGGCUCUACAAUAAAUACAUAGACAUGGAAACUACGAGCGAACUGCUCAAGCAGGCCGUUCAGAAGGCUAUCGAGGAGCGGGAGGCGCUAGAGAAACAGUAUCAGAGUCUCAGAGCGGACUUCAGCUCACUUCAGGCGGAUCUCGCAGCCAAGGAGGAGACACUACGGUUUCUAACGGACGGCAACGAUGCCGCUAAGCAGCUGUCUAUGGCCAAUUCGGAGAUCGCCGCCUUAAAGCUUGAAAUAUCAGAUUUGGACGGUAACUUGAAACGCCUUACAAAUGAUGCGGAGAGGUUGCGCGGUGAAUGCGAAGAUCUCCGCGGAGAGAAUGAGAACUUGAAGAAUGCGCUCCAUCGUGUAGACGAGACCAUGACAAAUAUCCGCAGCCACCAGGAUAGCACAGCACCUGGCUCGACACACGGAAGUGCCUAUGAUGGUAACGAAUUCUACAGGCCGCCGACGGGCAGGGAUACCAAGUCUGAUGACACCGAUGCACCAGAUUACCAGAAGCUGUACUUACAACAGAGCGAUCAGAUCUCGUCUCUUCAAGCAGAGCUUGAGAAGCUUAGAUACCUUGCUAAUCCCGAUGACCAGUACAGCAGUAACAUUGCGUCUUUGAAUUACCAGGUGCACAAGCUGUUCGAGGAUAAUAAGAAGAGCCAGGUACGUAUCAGCGAACUCACUGCUCAAAAGGAAGCCAGCGAUGCGAUAAUUCACAGCCUGGAACAAGAGCUUGUUCACCUUCGCUCCGGAUCUGCUGCUGGAUCUGCUGACCAGGCAGAGUUAAGUAACCUUCGAAACAAGCUGACGGCGACGGAAAUAGAGCUUCGUUCUAAGAAACAAGAGGUCGAGACUGCACGAAGCGAGAAGAAUGCCAUGGGGGCGGACUAUUACGCACUCCAAGCUGAAAUAGAGCAAUACAAGAAGCUAGAGCACGAUCUAAGCGUAGAUGUGACGCUUCUCCGCCAGCAGUUGGCUGAAGCGCGCGGGCAGGCUCCCGAAACAGGUGCUCUCCAGGCAGAGCUUGGUAAUCUUCGUCAACUUUCUAAUCGUCUCGAGCAAGAACUUCUUGCGCUCCGAAAAGCUCUUGGGAGCACUGGUAUCACUGGGGUCGAGAUUCAACUUAAGCGCAAGGACAUAGAGAUCGCUCGCUUGAAUGAACGGGUCGAGCUACUUCUCAAUACGUCUCCGGAGGCUGGCGAUACCGUUGAUAAUCUCUCACGAAGAUUGAUGAAUGUUCAGGAGGACCUCAAGACCAAGGAACAGUUGCUUUCGAACUACGAAAACCACCUGACUGCAAUGAACGGAGUGACACCGGAUAAAAUCGAGGAACUGACCUCUCAGAUCAACACGCUAACUGCGCAGAACAGCGAGUUCGCUCAUAUGUUAAGCCAGCAAGGCCGCGGUCAGGAGGUCGAGAUCAUUGAAGGAAAGAAUGCACGAAUCAAAGAGUUGGAGGACGCAAUCAAAUCUUACAAAUCUAUAAUUGACAAUCUCGUAACCGCCAACGUUGCGUCAAAUAAAGAGGUCAGCCAGAUGAGUGAGGCCCUUGUUCUUCAUGAGCAGACUGUCGCAUCUCUCGCUGAAUCUCUGCAGACAGGAAUGGCCCUGAGGCUCGUGAAUGCUCCAUCAGAUCAGCAAGCGCCAGCUACUAUUGGGGGCGAUGCUCUUCCACUAGUAGUGCCAGAUGAAUAUAAGAUUCCGGAUGAGGUCAAGCAGAGCUCCGAUCCCAAGGUUCUGCGUGAUGCGCUUCAAGCGACAGAGCAGAUUAUAGCCAAACUUUACGAUGAAAAUGUAUCCAAGACACAUGACAUCGAGCAACUUCAUGAUGCUUUGAAGUCUCACGAGCACGCACUCGUAAGCAUCAGGGAGGCUAACUUAGCGAAGGAUCAGGAAAUCGACCAGCUCAAUGAUGCGUUAGCUCACCAGGAAAAGACAGUUGGGUCUCUUGUUGCCACACUUUCACCCCGAUUGGGAAAUUCGGCCAUCCGUGACCGGGAUGGGCUCAUUCAGAUGGGCAGCCCGGUCUAUGAUUACAGUGACAUGCCCCCAUCAGAGGCUGAGUUGGAGAUGCUUAGAGAAGCUGUGAAGCAUGCAGAAGAUACGAUCGCUGCUAUGCGUGAGGCCAACGCCGCCAAAGACAAAGAGAUUGAAGAACUUGGUCAGGCCCUAGCUCUGCAGGAGCAGACUGUGACCUCACUCUGCCAAACACUUUCUCCCAGUUUUACCGUGGGACCUGGAGCUGUUUCUUCUGAAGAUGAGGGUCCGCUUGACAACCGCAUCAAAGUGCCCCCUGAGACCUUGGAGAAGCUCCGGGACCUUGAGCACGAGAACGAGAAACUUAGGCACGACAUGCAGUUGCUUCAGAACCUUGAGAAGUACCUUCCAGGCGGUCAUGUUUACGAGGAAAACGUGGAGAAAGGCGACGCCGGUGCUAAUAUGGCUUACUUACUUGCACACAAGGACGUCGAGCUGGAGAACCUCAACACAGAGCUUAAAGACCAGCAGGAUGAGAUAAAGCGUCUCAAGGAGGCUAUGUUCUCGCGCGAGGAAGUCAUCGCUAAAGUUUCUUACAUCGAUGCCAACAAGUCCAAGGAAAUUGAAGACCUCCACGAGGCUAUGCGAAAACAGGAGGAGAUCGUUCAGAACCUCUGCGCUUCCCUGUCUCCAGAUCUUACUGCAGCCAUGGCGAUGCAGCCGCGAAGUGGAGAUGCCCCUGACGCUGAUGAUGCGAGACCUAAGUACAACAUGGAGGAGCUUAUUGCGGAGUUGCAGAAGAAGAUCUCCGAGCUGGUGGGCGCUGAGCGCGUAGCCGAAAAAGACGCAGAGAUCGACCGCCUCAAGAAGCAGCUGGCUUAUCAGGAGAACCCAAUUCUCGAACGCACCGCUAUUAACGAACUUAUGGAAAAGGAGACACACAUCAAGAAGCUCCAAGAUGUUAUUGAGCGCCAAGACAGGGUUAUCGAUGAGCUUAAAAACACUGUGAUCCAUCGCGAAAAUGAAAUAAACAACAUGUCCAGUGCAAAGGCCAAGAUAGAGCACGUCCUAGACCUGCAGGAGAAGAGUGGCGAGGCAUCGAGGGCGAAACUUACAAACCUUUCAGAAGCAUUGGCCAAACAAGAGAAUCUGGUUGACCGCCUGUUGAAUUGUCUCUCACCAAGCCAGCGCGAAACGUUCCUCAAAGAGGAGGAAGAGAGGAAGAAGCUGAAGGCAGCACGUGAGGAGGAGUUGGCCAAUACAAUCCGCGAUCUCCAGGAACAGCUUGACCGGGCCAAGAAUGAGGGAGGAUCUACUAAGGAGGCGAGUGCGCUUCUUACGAAGGCGUCGGGCAAGAUGAUCCAAUGGUUCAAGGAGCGCCCUAAGGACAUGCCGAACGCCCUGGAUAUUUUUUCUUGA